AUGAACGGCAUGCAGCGCUUUCUCAGCCGCCGCGAGAAGCACCAGGCCGAGAAGCGCAAGUCCAAGGACGCCGCCCGCCUCAAAGUACGCUCCGUCUCUGCCACCUCUGCUCCCGCCUGCGUUGCGCCGCCUCGAGACUGGCCCUGCCGUCUGCGACGAACCUCGUCCAGCCUCGAGUCGCUGUAUCACAAGCUCCCCCAUGCCCUGCGCAGCACAGUCGCCGACAGCUUCCUGUUUCUGCACAAGUGCCGCGCACCGCUCAUCCCGGCAUUUACCCAUAUUCUUACCCUCGACUCUUCUAACAAUCUAUUGCAACAGUCAAGCUCUGGCCAGGCCGUGUCCUCCAGCCUCUACAAGAUAUUCACCAACGAAGACGCAAAGCCGACCCCCGACAAGGAUGUCUCGAAGAACGUCACAAUGCUGCUCUCACGGCUGCAAGGUGCGGGUGUAGCAAGACUUGGAAAGGAGCAAGUUGAACACGCUCUGGAUUGGUACCCCGAUGACAUCGACAAAGCCUACGACAUUCUGAUGCUUGCAAACGAGUCGAUCGAGGGCGAACUGAAGGACUACAAUCCCCAAGUCAAUAUGGUGGGCGCCAUCAACAGGAACAUGGUCACAUGUUACCUGGACGCUCUGCUUUUCGCCAUGUUUGCGAGACUGGACGCUUUCGAGGCCAUGUUGUACGACAACUUCGAUGACGAGCCUAGGAAGAAACUGGCAGCUACUCUACGGUUAUGGGUAAAUCUGCUCAGGACGGGACAACUCAUCCGAGUCGAGCUCACGAAGCACCUGCAGGACGCCUUGGCCGAGUGCGGGUGGGAAGACGCAGCCAGAAUCUGCCAACAAGAUGCCUCCGAGGCCUUCACCUUCAUCACUGGUGCACUCGAGCUACCGUUGCUCACCUUGAAGAUGGACAUAUAUCAUCCCGGCCGAGAAGAUAAAGAGGACGACCACAAGUUCGUCAACGAGCGGCUACUGGAAGUGGCUAUUCCUGAGCAGGAAGGAGAUGAAGUUAUUACCUUGGAAGACUGUUUGGAGACUUACUUCAACAAUCGCAUCGAGGUGAAGCGCUUCCUGCAACGGCAAAACACAAUAGGAUCAGUGAGAUCGGUAGCCCGUGAAGAAGUGGACCGAAAUCCAGAGAAGAACGAGACUAUCCACGUAGAGAGUGUAGAGCUACUGGAUCCAGAGUCGCCGAUGGUGGCCACUCCUGUAUCGAUGGCACCUUCCAGUCCAUUGUCAACCAUUCGACCGUCUCUUGAGGGACGUCGGCGCGCGGACAGUAUUUUCAGUCAAAGAUUCAAGAACGCGGGAGACAAGAAGUUCGACGAGAAAAAGCAUCUGGAUGACAUGUGGAACAACAGCUCUAGCGGGAGACCACGAUCAGCAUCACUCCUUAGAAAGGAGGUCCUGAUGCCGGCAUGGCAGUUUUUCAGUCUCAUUCCUUGGUAUACGGACAAUGUCCCCAAGACAGACGCUCAGGUUGCGGCGCACUUUUCAAGUCGACGCCCAGUUCUUGGAAUAUGCCUGAAACGCUACUCGAUGACCUUGAACGGCACCCCAAAGCGCCUCAAUACAUAUAUCGAUAUCCCACUCGAGAUCGCGCUACCACAUUUCGUCUCUGAUGACAGGAUGACGGAGGAGGGCCCACUAUUUGGCAACUUCAAGCUCGUGUUACAGUCGGUCGUUUGCCAUCGUGGCGUUUCGGUCGAUUCUGGGCACUACAUCUCGCUCGUCCGUGCAAACUUCCACGAGCGACCUAUGACUUCACAUUCUGAGGAUACCGACGAUACGGGAGCUUGGCUGCGAUUUGACGACUUGUCGAACCCUCGAGUGUCUGACGUGGACAUCAAAGAAGCGUUACGGGAAGAAUCGCCAUACCUGUUGUUCUACCAAGUCCAGCCGAUAGAUGAAGAGCUGGCAACGAGAGGAGACCCGCCUACGUACGCUGAGGCGCAGACUGGAGCGAUUUCGUCUCUCGCCUCUAGAGAGACACUCAUUUCCUCUCCAGAAGCUGGCGCUACGGACGCGGAGAGCAGUGGCGAGUGGGACAAAGUGAAGCUAGUGGACGUGCAUCCUGAAUCGGUUGUCUCAGAACCGAUAGGUCGUGCGAGCAUGUCUAGCAAUCGACGCAGUAGUGUGGCCUUUGACGACCUGGAGAGCAUUUCGCGUGGUCGAACUCAACCUCCCACCCCAGCCGAUGAGUCGAAAACUACCUUCUUGUCGGCUUCGCGCCGCGGGUCCCGGACGUGGCUAGGCGCCACGAAGAGUCGACCAACUAGUCAGAGUGGUGAAGGACGCCUUUCGUUGACCCUGUCAAGACUGACUGGUCGUGGUAGCAAGGACAAGCUAGCCAUCACUGAAGCCGGGGCUGCCGACGAGCCCGUCAUUAUCAUCAACUCUGUUGAUAGUCAAGAUCAUUCGCCACCGGAGUCCGAACCAAUCAAGGAGCAGAAAGAUUCGGGCAUCUCGCGUAAGAAGAGCAAGAAAGGGAAGAAAGAUCACCAGAGAAGUAAGAGCAAAGACCCUCUAGGAGAGCUUUCAGAGAAGAAGCAUAAAGACAAGAACCGUCCUGACAGAGAGUGCUCCGUUAUGUAA
Molecule: messenger RNA, 2598 nt
Organism: Boeremia exigua
Lineage: Eukaryota; Fungi; Ascomycota; Dothideomycetes; Pleosporales; Didymellaceae
Product: ubiquitin C-terminal hydrolase family protein
Exons: 4
Coding region: 1-2598 (865 amino acids)
Biological process (GO): protein deubiquitination
Cellular component (GO): cytosol; nucleus
Molecular function (GO): cysteine-type deubiquitinase activity; cysteine-type endopeptidase activity
Source: RefSeq, a predicted model, not a curated record